GACAGUCGGUUAUUGUGUUUUUAAACGUGAAGUGAACAGUGUGCAGCAGCAAGAAAUAAAAUUGACGAUGGCUCGUACCAAGCAAACCGCUCGCAAGUCUACUGGUGGCAAAGCGCCACGCAAACAACUGGCUACCAAGGCUGCUCGCAAGAGCGCCCCAGCUACCGGAGGCGUGAAGAAGCCUCAUCGCUAUCGCCCCGGAACCGUGGCCCUGCGUGAGAUCCGUCGCUACCAGAAGAGUACCGAGCUGCUGAUCCGCAAACUGCCUUUCCAGCGCCUCGUUCGUGAAAUUGCUCAGGAUUUCAAGACUGACUUGCGAUUCCAGAGCUCGGCUGUGAUGGCUCUGCAAGAAGCUAGCGAAGCCUAUCUGGUGGGCCUCUUUGAAGAUACCAACUUGUGUGCCAUUCAUGCCAAGCGUGUCACCAUCAUGCCGAAGGACAUCCAGUUGGCCCGGCGAAUUCGUGGAGAGCGCGCUUUGAAAGAAAUGUCUGAUUCUGCUGCUGCAACGUCCGCUUCUCCGGUGGCUGCCCCACCAGCGCCAGUUGAAAAGAAGGUGUCCACCAAAAAAUCAUCUGGAUCCGCUACUACAAAGGCCAAGAAGGCUGCUGCACCGCCAUCGCAUCCGCCAACUCAACAAAUGGUGGACGCUUCCAUCAAGAAUUUAAAAGAACGUGGCGGCUCAUCACUUCUGGCCAUUAAGAAAUAUAUCACUGCCACCUACAAAUGUGAUGCACAGAAGCUGGCUCCAUUCAUCAAGAAGUACUUGAAAUCAGCCGUGGUCAAUGGAAAGCUGAUUCAAACAAAGGGAAAGGGAGCAUCCGGGUCAUUCAAACUGUCAGCCUCGGCCAAAAAGGAUCCCAAGCCGAAGGUUGCGUCUGCUGAAAAGAAAGUGAAAAGCAAAAAGAUAGCUACAAAGAAAACUGGAGCCACCGCCAAGAAAGCUACCGCCGGAGGUGCUGAGAAGAAGCCCAAACCUAAGAAGUCGGUGGCCACCAAAAAGACUGCCGAAAAGAAGAAAACCGAAAAGGCAAAGGCCAAGGAUGCCAAGAAAACUGGAGCUGUUAAGGCAAAGCCAGCGACAACAGCAACAAAGGCCAAAUCGACCGCAGCGAAGCCGAAGGCGUUCCCAGUGGGCCGUAUUCACCGUCUGCUCCGAAAGGGCAACUAUGCCGAGCGUGUUGGUGCCGGCGCUCCAGUUUACCUGGCUGCCGUGAUGGAAUAUCUCGCCGCUGAGGUUCUCGAGUUGGCUGGCAAUGCUGCCCGUGACAACAAGAAGACUAGGAUUAUUCCGCGUCAUCUGCAGCUUGCCAUUCGCAACGACGAGGAGUUGAACAAGCUGCUCUCUGGCGUUACCAUUGCCCAGGGUGGUGUAGCCGAAUCGACAGUCGGUUAUUGUGUUUUUAAACGUGAAGUGAACAGUGUGCAGCAGCAAGAAAUAAAAUUGACGAUGGCUCGUACCAAGCAAACCGCUCGCAAGUCUACUGGUGGCAAAGCGCCACGCAAACAACUGGCUACCAAGGCUGCUCGCAAGAGCGCCCCAGCUACCGGAGGCGUGAAGAAGCCUCAUCGCUAUCGCCCCGGAACCGUGGCCCUGCGUGAGAUCCGUCGCUACCAGAAGAGUACCGAGCUGCUGAUCCGCAAACUGCCUUUCCAGCGCCUCGUUCGUGAAAUUGCUCAGGAUUUCAAGACUGACUUGCGAUUCCAGAGCUCGGCUGUGAUGGCUCUGCAAGAAGCUAGCGAAGCCUAUCUGGUGGGCCUCUUUGAAGAUACCAACUUGUGUGCCAUUCAUGCCAAGCGUGUCACCAUCAUGCCCAAGGACAUCCAGUUGGCCCGGCGAAUUCGUGGAGAGCGCGCUUAAGCUAUGACUGCUUAAACUUACGGCCAAUGCGCCAUCUUUUGUAAAAAUCGGUCCUUUUCA
This is a messenger RNA of Drosophila eugracilis, 1918 nucleotides long. RefSeq lists its product as uncharacterized. Lineage: Eukaryota; Metazoa; Arthropoda; Insecta; Diptera; Drosophilidae. Gene Ontology annotation, molecular function: protein heterodimerization activity; DNA binding; structural constituent of chromatin. Gene Ontology annotation, biological process: nucleosome assembly. Gene Ontology annotation, cellular component: nucleosome. The record is from RefSeq and is a predicted model, not a curated record.